Molecule: messenger RNA, 603 nt
Organism: Octopus bimaculoides (California two-spot octopus)
Lineage: Eukaryota; Metazoa; Mollusca; Cephalopoda; Octopoda; Octopodidae
Source: RefSeq, a predicted model, not a curated record
AUGAGUCUUCCCAACCUACCUGCAUACUCUGGUGAUGUCACACUUUGGUUCGCUCAAUUGGAUGUGUAUUUUUCCGCCCAUGCGGUGCCUCACCAACAGCAGCUUAAUCUUUUAUACUGUGGGAUGCCUACACCCCUUGCACGCUCAGUGAAAGAUCUCAUCACUGACCCACAUCCGGACGCGACUUACAUGUCUGUCAAAUCUGAGGUUCUCUGUUGGAACACGCAAUCCGUGGAAAGUAAAUUCCGGACACUGAUGCAGGAUGAACAACUGGGAGAUAGGACGCCAUCUGAGUUUCUUCGUGAUUUACGUGAAUUCAGCAACACUCCACUUGAGGACAAUCCUCUGCUUAGGAAAUUGUUUUACUUUCGGCUACCGCCAAAUGUCCAAUCCAUACUGGCCACAACGAUCGACUCCAAUUCGCACGAUCAGAUAGCCACCAUGGCGGACAAGAUCAAAGUGUUCACUGUGCAGCCCGCACCUCACCAUACCUGUUUGGACACCGUAGUAGCUUCCUCUUCUACCACAAAGUCUUCUCCUUCAUCACAUGAUGACAUUUUGGCGAGAGUUGAUACAUUAGCACGUUGCAUAGACACAUUGUGA